AUGGGAGGACGUCAGCGGCGGGAGGACGGGCCGGCCCCCGGCGCAGUCCCGAACCGUCCCCGCGCGCCUGGCCAGCAGCAGCGGCGCCCAGCUGGACCCGAUCGGCUCUGCCGAGUGACGGCGCCACAGGCCGCAGCGGCUGCCGCGCGCCCCCGCCCCGCGCGCCCCUCCCUGGCCGCGCGCGCUCCGCCACCGCCCGCGGCCUCCACGCGCCGGCGCGCGCAGCGCCCCGCCCCGCCCCCCGCCGCCGUUCCGGGAGAGGGCCGGGCCGCGCGGGGCCGCCGCGAGCGCAUCCGGAGGCGUCUGGGUGCUGAGGCUCGGCGGGACGGCCGUCGUGAGGUUCGCCUUCAGCUCCACCAGGCGUCGCGGCGCUCGGCAGACGGAUGUUGCCCGCCCCGCUUCGCCAGCUUCAGCCCUCGAUUCCAUCCGGCUGUGGUGCCGGCUCCCUCUGGGGAGCGCUGACUCGGAAAGGCCACGAUCCCGGUGCGGGCGUCCGCAAUGCGAGGGGCCAAGCACACGGACAUCCUGCUGGCACAGAAUCAAAUGUUUAACGGUGAAUGAAGGCGAAACCACCACCAUGGGCUCGGAAUCGUUCCACUCAGGUCAUCACAAGUCAUUCCAGAGCUGUCUCUGACGGUUGAUGUCCUGAAAGCCACGUGCCAAUUGACCAAUGGUGGCAAGGCUAGAUGUAGGUCCCAGGACAAUACUGUGCCAUGAAUCAAAUACGAGAUCACAGUUAUUCUUGACUUAAAUGUAGAAUUUGCUUUCAAUAAAUUCUAAUAGCUAGGUGGGUUUGCACAGAAGAAGUAAUCGGUGACUGUGAUUUAGAGUCUCAACCUCCAUGUCUCACAAGGUACAAACUUGGGGUUCUAGAAAACACAGUUUUUAUUAGAAGAUCUCUGAACUCUCAAUCCAGGAAGUUACUUCAGAGAUAGCUAAUUCUGCUUACAUUACUGGAAUGGGAUUUCCAGCACCAACAAGCAACAAAGGUUGAGACAAUGAAGGAACUUAAACACCUCGUGACAAUUACCUCUGGGAGCUGGCAUGUCUGGACUCUUGGAACCCUAGUCUAUUUGACUGACCUACAAAGUGCACCCUGUAUUUUUCAGAUUCCCAGCAACCAGGACAAAGAGAGGAGCAGCAAAGAGACUUGGCUUGUGGCCUGACCAUAUCCUACGAUAAGCCUCUGUCCAGAAAGAAGUGCGAAAAAAAUAAGCAAACAAACACUCUAGGUAAGAAGGUCACUCUUGAUUCCACACUGUUAGUGACUUGAGGAACAGGGUACAAGGUACAUAUCUGGUCUGGGUUUCAGGACAGGACUUUGAUCUCUUGGAGGAACACUGCCAUAGAGAAACUAAUUUUCAAAUGGGAACCUAGUUGAUAAAGAAC
Messenger RNA from Lutra lutra (Eurasian river otter), 1389 nucleotides. Its product is annotated as translation initiation factor IF-2-like. NCBI's taxonomy places the organism in Eukaryota, Metazoa, Chordata, Mammalia, Carnivora, Mustelidae. The coding region runs from base 1 to 462 and encodes 153 amino acids. The record is from RefSeq and is a predicted model, not a curated record. The transcript has 3 exons.